Cyclocybe aegerita is the source of this 588-nucleotide messenger RNA. NCBI's taxonomy places the organism in Eukaryota, Fungi, Basidiomycota, Agaricomycetes, Agaricales, Hemipholiotaceae. The record is from the annotation of a GenBank genome assembly.
AUGGUCCAAAUCACUUCCGUUGUCUUCUUCACCGCACUCGCAGUGUCACCUUCGCUCGCGGCACCCAUCUUCCACCUGGGUAUGGGCAGACUGUUAGAUUUUCCAAGAAUCGGACACGCCGGACACCUCAACCAGCUUCAUCGCCACCUCGAAGCCGCCCAACAAGCCCAAUCUGCCAACGGCUAUGUCCAAGAAUACACUACCCCGAGUGGGGUGCACGUCAUGCAGUAUUUCCCCCCGACACACUUCGAGGUGUCUGUGUUCGGCACCCCGCAUGAUGGUACUGUUCAAUGGGACGUCCCGCAAACCACCACACCACCCAUUCACAACCCAGCUCCCGUCGAGGGAACUGAGGAUGGCGAGCCUGUUGACGGUGGCGAACCUGUAGAGGGCGAUGAGGGUGACCAUCACCCGACCGAGGGUGCAACAGAGGGACAUGGUGGUACGGAGGCGGGUGCAGAGGGUGGCGAGCACGUUGAGGAGCAUCCUGAGAACGAGACCGAGGAGAAUCACGAGCAAGGCAAGAGGAAGGCAAAGCACGAGCACCCGAACCCGCGCGACGUCGAGUUCUUCGACGAGCUCUGGUAA